Molecule: messenger RNA, 1692 nt
Organism: Phytophthora nicotianae INRA-310
Lineage: Eukaryota; Oomycota; Peronosporomycetes; Peronosporales; Peronosporaceae
Exons: 5
Coding region: 1-1692 (563 amino acids)
Source: RefSeq, a predicted model, not a curated record
AUGCAUUUAAAAGAGCUCACUGGAUUCCAUGGAAAGUAUCGCAAGCUAUGGAAUUUAUGUCUCAAAGUACUCGACUUGGUUAUGCAGACUUUUGUACUGCAUAAGAUGCUGGAAGAGGGAAUUCCAGUGAAUCUCACGGUAGCUUUUGCUGGGUUUAUUGCACUGAACUCAAUAUCCACCGCGAUUGCGAUUCUCGGUGGCAAACACACAGCGCUCGCAGAAGUUCUCAUCGAUUCUUUAUUCGAUCUUGGUGCUACCGUGUUGCUUCCCAUCGUACUACUCGCUUAUUGCUCGUACACGUUUGACUACGAUCACGAUACGUUUCAUAUUUACAUGGAGUUGAUGCCGGUUGGAAGCUUCGAAAGGCGUGCAAGAAUGUUCGGGAACCCGACCGAGAUCGAACUCUUCCGAGUAUCUUUCGGUUCUCUUCGUAUUCGCUCGGUGCCUGAUCUGCUCCUACGAAUUGGUAUGAAUUUGGGGUUUUCGUAUCGUUUCAAACGCGUGGUGGAAGUCCUUAUCCAGAUACAGACGGAGCAUGUGAAGUCAUACCAGAAAUCCGUACCAAGAUCGAUCUCUCUUUUUUUUGCCACCUUCGGUGUUGAUAUUCUCGUAGUGACGUAUCAAGCGAUCACAAUGUCCCAGGCGAUCUGUAAACCUCACCCAGAGUGUGUGGUAUAUGCCUACCGGUUGAAACACUCCGAGUUUUGUCCAUGUAAGGCUCUAGUCAAUGGGAAUCGAGCUCCAAAAACUUAUUACGAGUGGACACAUCCGGUUGAUGCUACCGACAUGGUGAAAGCGCUGGCAGCAGCAGGGACACUCGAGACAUUGCAGCUUAUCAAUCGACAACUCACUGUGUUUCCAGAUGAGCUUCGUGGUUGUCACAAUCUCAAAUAUCUAUCCAUCGUCAACUGUGCCAUUGAGGAGUUACCCGUCUGGGCGAACGAAUUCCACAAACUCGAGUUUCUGCAAAUCGAAGGCAAAGUUGGGAGUAACAACCUUGGUAAUUUCGAGACGAGUCUAUUCAGCGAUAUGCCAGAACUGCGUUAUCUCCAGCUAGGUCUGCACCAACGCAUGACGCAUUUGCCAUCGCUGGAUGGAGCACCAAAUUUGUAUUGCUUAAUUCUAGCCCGUAUGCAAGGUAUCACCGAGCUGCCGUCUCUAACACAUGCGUCUCAACUUGACCGGGUGGAGUUGACAAUGGUGAAGCAUCUGGCUUGGAUACCAGAUAUGGAGCCUAUCGAUCCUCUUGUGCACUUCGCUGUUUACCAAGGAGCGUAUCUGUGCUGUAACGGAUUUCUAGGCACUUGCGAUCUUACCAAUCCGUUCUGUAAAGACACAACAUGUCUGGAUGAUGCCUCACAGAAAGCCACUACAGAAACUUUACAAGUGUUUAACAAGUUCCCAAUUGGAGUCUGUGAGCCGUAUUCUGGUUUUUCACAAACACCAACAACUACUACCAUCCAAAUGUGCGACGGUGUGCCAUUCCGACAGUGUCAACUUCCUGGUCUUCAAGCGAACUCGAUUAUCGUUGGAAUGUGCUAUAACCACCGCAUGCAGGUUCUUGCAUGUAACACUGACCCAGAUACAAUUCGGGUUCGCAUUCGCCAGAUUCAGAAGGGAGUAGGUACUCCGUGUGAUCCUGUAGAGGAAGCUUGGUUAGGUUGUGGGGGAUCCCCAGCUAUCACCAUUUGA